AUGACGGACGUGGAAUUGGAAACACGUAAUUUUUUGCGCGAACUCGACACAUUCGGACAGCCGCCGCCACCACAACGUCUUAUCAGUGAUGCUGACAGAACAUCUUUUAACAAUAAAAGUUCUAUUAAAAAAAACAGUAACGAUAAUGCUUAUUUACCUGCUGAAAGUAACAACAAAAAUGAAAUGAGUAAAGAAGAAAUUAGCAAACUUAAGGAACAGGUGGUGUCAGCUUGUCGUCCGUUAAAUCCGUGGUACGAACAUCAACAUCAAUCGCCAACUUUAUCCGCAAAUUUUGUCCGAAGUACUAUUCGGAAAGGUUUAAAUACUGAUGAGAAGUGUUUAUCAUCGAUCGCUACAAAAACCCCAAUACAGUAUCAUCAUAUCAAUGUGGCUACCGUAUCCGGCGAAAAUACUGUAAAUAGCAUAACAAACUCGACUGAUCCAAACGAUGACAUCUAUCGAGCAACACCGUAUUCUGCUAAUAAUCGUUUUCAUUCUCUCAUUUCACCAGCCAAAACAUACUAUCACAGCGGACCACCGAUUCGGCGAAUAUCUCGGAAUUCGGUUAAUGAAUCAGGUAUCGAUCGAUGUGAAAGGUUCUUGGGGAAUGAAAAUACUACAAAGAAAAACAUAAAUAAUGUACAUCUAAAUGCAAAUCAACAAUCUCUUACAACAACCAUUCCUAACAAAUAUGAUGAUAAACAGUUGAAAAACAAUUCGAACGUAAUACCACCAUGGCGAAAAAAAAGUAUGGAUUCGGUGACAUCCACCGAUUCUGGCGUAUCAGUGCAGCGUAAAAAGUAUGAUGAAAUGACUAACAAUUUGGAAAAACAAUUGAAUUUGAAUCGCAAACCAAUUGGUAUCUGUGAAUUAUGUGGUAAAGCGAUAUUGGAAGAAAUUGAUGUUACCUGCGCACUUGGCCAAUUAUAUCAUCAGAACUGUUUUACUUGUGAUAUGUGUGGACGAACUUUACGAGGAAAAAAAUUUUAUGAAACUCGAGGGAAAAAGUAUUGCGAAGAAGAUUACCUGUAUAGUGGAAUGCAUGAAAAUGCAGAGCGAUGCGCUGCAUGCUCGCAUCUUAUUAUGGAUAUGGUUCUGCAAGCACUUGGAAAAUCAUAUCAUCCGCGAUGUUUCCGCUGUGAGAAAUGCAAAAGUUGUUUGGAUGGUGUUCCGUUUGCUUUGGAUUCGGAAGGUCGUGUGUACUGCACCGAAGAUUAUCACAGAAUUUUUGCGCCGAAAUGCGCUGCAUGUUUACAAUCAAUUAUGCCUAAUAAGGAAACCGGAGAGACAGUCCAUGUUGUUGCAAUUAAUCGGGAUUAUCAUAUCGAAUGUUACGUUUGUAAGGGUUGUGGCAUGCAGCUAACCGAUGAACCGGAAAAACGUUGCUAUCCAUUAAACGAUCAGCUCCUGUGUAAAAGUUGUCAUAUACAUUGGGUACGAACCGGUGGCGAUUCAAAACCGAUUACUGAUUUGUGA
Messenger RNA from Acanthocheilonema viteae, 1476 nucleotides. Lineage: Eukaryota; Metazoa; Nematoda; Chromadorea; Rhabditida; Onchocercidae. The record is from the annotation of a GenBank genome assembly.